Molecule: messenger RNA, 1637 nt
Organism: Theobroma umbraticum
Lineage: Eukaryota; Viridiplantae; Streptophyta; Magnoliopsida; Malvales; Malvaceae
Product: alcohol dehydrogenase 1
Biological process (GO): formaldehyde catabolic process
Cellular component (GO): cytosol
Molecular function (GO): zinc ion binding; S-(hydroxymethyl)glutathione dehydrogenase [NAD(P)+] activity; alcohol dehydrogenase (NAD+) activity
Source: RefSeq, a predicted model, not a curated record
GGUUAGGGACGGAACAAUACCAGACGUGUCUGGAAAGUGGGAAAGAGGACAAUACAAAGGCGCCGUUUGGUUGCCUUGCAGCCACUACACGCCAAAUUCCAGGGAAGAAAACAGCGGUUUACGUUUGCUGGUUUUUUCCCUCCUAACACCUUUGGCCAUCUCAACUUAUAAAUACCCUCUCAAACCAGGCCAGUCUCAAGCAUAAAAAGUUAGUCAAAUUCUUAAAAGAGAUUCAAAAACCCAUUACUAGUUUCAAAGAAAAUAUGUCAAGCACUGCUGGUCAGGUCAUUCGUUGCAAAGCUGCCGUGGCAUGGGAAGCCGGAAAGCCACUGGUGGUUGAAGAGGUGGAGGUAGCACCACCACAGGCAAUGGAGGUUCGUCUGAAGAUCCUCUUUACCUCCCUUUGCCACACCGAUGUUUACUUUUGGGAAGCCAAGGGGCAAACUCCAUUAUUCCCUCGCAUAUUUGGUCAUGAAGCAGGGGGGAUUGUUGAAAGUGUUGGUGAGGGUGUGACAGACCUUAAACCCGGUGACCAUGUGCUUCCUGUGUUCACUGGGGAAUGCGGGGACUGCCGCCAUUGCAAGUCAGAGGAAAGUAACAUGUGUGAUCUGCUUAGGAUCAACACUGACCGAGGGGUGAUGCUGAAUGAUGGCAAGACCAGGUUCUCUAUUAAUGGACAACCUAUUUUCCAUUUCGUUGGGACAUCUACCUUCAGCGAAUACACUGUUGUUCAUGUUGGCUGUGUUGCCAAAAUCAAUCCUGCUGCUCCACUCGACAAAGUUUGUGUUCUCAGCUGUGGAAUCUCUACAGGUCUGGGUGCCACCUUGAAUGUUGCAAAACCCACUAAGGGUUCAACUGUGGCCAUUUUUGGGUUAGGAGCAGUAGGCCUUGCUGCUGCUGAAGGGGCUAGAAUUGCAGGCGCUUCUAGGAUUAUUGGGGUUGAUCUUAAUUCUAAGAGGUUUGAGGAAGCCAAGAAAUUUGGUUGCACUGAAUUUGUGAACCCAAAAGACCAUGACAAGCCUGUUCAAGAGGUGCUCGCUGAAAUGACAAACGGGGGAGUUGAUCGAAGUGUGGAGUGCACUGGAAGCAUUAAUGCCAUGAUUUCUGCAUUUGAAUGUGUCCACGAUGGAUGGGGUGUUGCUGUGCUAGUUGGUGUGCCAAAUAAGGAUGAUGCAUUUAAAACCCAUCCCAUGAAUCUGUUGAAUGAGAGGACUCUCAAGGGUACCUUCUUCGGCAACUACAAGCCCCGCUCUGACCUUCCUUCAGUGGUGGAAAAGUACAUGAACAAAGAGCUUGAGCUGGAGAAAUUCAUCACCCAUGAAGUACCUUUCUCAGAGAUCAACAAGGCCUUUGAAUACAUGCUUCGUGGGGAGAGCCUCCGUUGUAUCAUCCGCAUGGAUGCAUAAAGCAGAAUGAAGUCCAAGUUAAUCUGUAUUUAGCAAUCAUCUGUUUUUUACUUUGAUAGAAGGAUCCCAGACUUGUGCUCAGCUUCGUGAUGAAAAAAAAUGUCUUUUCGAUUUUUAUGCAUUGUACAUGAAGAAUGCUAUGUUGCAUGGAUGAAAGUGUUCUGUAUCGUCUCUCUCUAAUGGUGCUUUCACUUAAUAAAUGCAAACUGGAAACUAAUCUUUCUUUGAUAA